AUGUCUGCACCUCUUUGGUUACAAUUCACUGGUAAUCAAACCAAACGGAAGCGGGCCGAGCUCGCCUGUGUGGCUUGUCAUAGCAAGAAGAUUAGAUGUGACCUGCAGGCGCGAGGGGCUCAGGGGCAUAGUAACUGCACCAAGUGCGAAUCUGGCGGCAAAGAAUGCCGAACGAGGCCAUCAAAACGAGGUCGGCCUGCUGCAAAUGCGGCCCCAUUGACACCUCCGGUAACCGAGACCCAUUCCUGUGUUCAAGUAAAUCGGCAUGGCUCUAUUCCGGAUCAUCUUGCUGUCAAUCAACCAUCAUCUGGACCGCCUGGGGCCCGAUUAAGAAAUGAUAGCCGGUCGUUGGACUUCCCCAGAGAUCUGCUUCAGAGUUCUUCCAUCUCCCGGGCACAUGUUGAACAAGCAAGAACUCAAAAUUUUCACAAUAUUGAAUGGCCGCUGAGAGAUGACCCAUCCCCAGGUCAAGUGCCGCCUGACCCCCAGGGCAGGCCUAUGCAAGCCACGACCAAUGAUUCUCCCGCCACUCAACGAACAGAAGAUCACUCAGAGCAUAAUGAUAGCUACCCAAUUGGUCAUGUCUUCCUACCAGAGCUACAAACAAAUGCUCGAGCCCAGGAGCGGCUCAUUGCUGAAAGAAUGCCUGAGGUGCUCAAUCUACCUGAUCCAGACCUACAACAAACAUUCGCAGAAACAUACUGGGAGUACUGUUACACAUGGUGUCCAGUCCUAGACCGAGAGACCCUCUCACAAGAGCUCGCUCGAUCUCCACUACUCGUCAAUGCCCUGGCAGUGGUUGGUAGCCAUAUUAAACCGCCCAUGAUUCCACAUGAUGGACCUGCCGGCUAUUACGAGCGAGCUCGCACUAGGUUCUACAAUGAUGAAGAGGCAGAUGUCAUGACCUCGUUGAAAGCUAUUUCGCUAUUUUAUUGGUGGAGUCCGCGGCCACCAACUAUCCUCCAUCGCCAUUCUUCUUGGUGGUGGACUUCGGUUGUCAUCCGACAUUGCCAACAACUAGGUGUACACCGGGAACCAGCACAAAACCAUCCACUACGUCAACAGAUUGAUCUCAGUCUUCGGCGUCGAAUAUGGUGGACGGCAUUUGCGCGUGAGCGACUAACUGCUUUGUGUCAAAGCAAACCAUGCGUCAUUGACCCCGAAGACUGUACCCUGUCAGAACCCACAUUGGAAGAUUUCUCCCAGGACACGGAUAAAACCAAAGCCGAAGUCUUCAUCUACUGGGUCCGUCUUUGCACUAUCAUAGGCAAAAUCGCAAAAUACCUCGCUCGUUCUUGCGACGCCAGAUCUUCCGCAUUCCCAGCAUCUCUGGCCCGCGAUCUCAUCAGCUGGGUCCAGUCGCUUCCUCCCCAUCUGCAACUGCCGAUUGGAUCGGAUCGCACAACCCAUUUCAAUAGAGAUGUGCAUCAACUCCAUCUUCCGUAUCUGGCCGUUAUUAUCAUCAUCCACCUUCAGCGCUCCUCCCCCUCCCAGCCUCUCCCACAAGCAUAUCCACCAGCAAUACUCGCCGCGACGUGCAUGGCUCGCAUCAUGCGGGACAUUCUAGCACGCGGAGGAACUCGAUUCCUCAUGGCCAUAUCGGGGUGGUAUUGCGGCACGGCAUUUAUUGCGCUGCUACAAGCUCUUCGAAUCGAAGGUCUGGCCAAGAGUGCCAAUGAAGAUCUAGAUAUCUUGACUCUAGCCGUGGACCAGCUGCGCAUCAUGUGGCCCACUGCCGCAGUAUUCCACUCGGGCUUUAGUCGUCUGCGGCCUGGUGCUACCGCGCCGGACUUUGACUCGCAACGAGCGCCUGGUCCGGAUCUUGGUAUGGGUGAUGGAACGGUGUAUAUGGAAAUGGCAGAUGGCAUUGAUUGGACUGCCUACUUCCCGUUCGCGACUACUGAAACUAGUGGCAUCGCUGGAUUUAUUUGA
This is a messenger RNA of Penicillium samsonianum, 1932 nucleotides long. RefSeq lists its product as uncharacterized. The coding region runs from base 1 to 1932 and encodes 643 amino acids. The record is from RefSeq and is a predicted model, not a curated record. Gene Ontology annotation, biological process: regulation of DNA-templated transcription; DNA-templated transcription. Gene Ontology annotation, molecular function: DNA-binding transcription factor activity, RNA polymerase II-specific; DNA binding; zinc ion binding. The transcript is spliced from 4 exons. Lineage: Eukaryota; Fungi; Ascomycota; Eurotiomycetes; Eurotiales; Aspergillaceae.